AUGACCGUCAUCAGACUGGUGACCUUUGAUGCAUUGCAUACACUCGUAACGCCUAGAUUACCAAUUUACGUCCAGUAUUCACAAACAUUUGCUCCAUAUCUUGGUGUGCUUGAGCCAGGGCUUCUCAAACAAUCUUUUAAAGUUGCGCUGUCGCAGGUACAAAAAGAAAACCCUACAUAUCAGGGGAAUUCUGGCGCUGAAGGAUGGUGGUCUGAAGUCAUUAAGCGGACAGCCAUCGGAGCUGGUGCCAACCAACAAGCCGUAGACUCUUCAUUGCCGCAAAUCGUUCCCAGUCUUAUGGAAAGAUUCAGUUCUCGACAGGGCUACAAACUCUUCCACGACUCCCUCCCUGUAUUGAGGCGACUGCAUCACAUGAAUAUUCGUACAGCACUGAUUAGCAACACGGACACGCGCAUGUUUUCUGUAUUAAAGGAUCUUGAAAUUGCUCCAUACCUCGGCUCAAUUCUUCUCAGCGAGGCGGUGGGAAUAGAAAAACCAAGUGCCGAAAUAUUUCUCCCGAUGGAGAUGCAGGACAGUGUUCACGUAGGAGAUGAACUUGAAAGCGAUUAUCGUGGCGCCCGGGCUGCUGGAAUGCACGCCCUGCUGUUGCGCAGGGCCGGGCCAGAAGGCGACGGUGAACGCAAGGAGGAAGGUGAAAAUCUUCAAGGUGUACAGGUCGUUAAUGAUCUAUGGGGGGUGGUAAAGUGGGUAGAACGGCAAACCGAUUGA
Messenger RNA from Suillus bovinus, 729 nucleotides. Its product is annotated as HAD-like domain-containing protein. The transcript has 7 exons. The record is from RefSeq and is a predicted model, not a curated record. Bases 1 to 729 code for a protein of 242 amino acids. Lineage: Eukaryota; Fungi; Basidiomycota; Agaricomycetes; Boletales; Suillaceae.